UCUUAAGCAACGAUUGGACUACGGGGGUGGCAUGGGAGAGGUCUGUGGGUCUGAAAGGAGGACGCUCUGGCUAAUCCCUUGGUCUCUGCUCAGAGACUAUGUGCGGCUGGUUGUCCGGAAAGUACAAUUUGCACCACCGGAGGCAGGCCCUGGCCCCUCAGCCCAGACCAUCCGCCGCUUCCUUCUGUCAGCUCAGCCCCUACAACUCCAGGCCUGGAUGGACAGGGAGGUUCACUACCACGGAGAACCCAUCUCUGUCAAUGUUUCUAUCAACAACUGCACCAACAAGGUCAUCAAAAAAAUCAAGAUUUCGGUUGACCAGAUCACAGAUGUUGUCCUGUAUUCACUAGACAAGUACACCAAGACUGUGUUCAUUCAGGAAUUCACGGAGACUGUAGCUGCUAAUUCCAGCUUCUCCCAGAGCUUUGCAGUAACCCCAAUCCUGGCUGCCAGCUGCCAGAAACGGGGCCUGGCACUGGAUGGCAAACUUAAGCAUGAAGAUACCAACCUGGCCUCUAGCACAAUUAUUAGACCGGGAAUGGACAAAGAGCUGCUGGGGAUCCUGGUGUCCUACAAAGUCAGAGUCAACCUGAUGGUGUCCUGUGGUGGCAUCCUAGGAGACCUGACAGCCAGCGAUGUUGGUGUGGAGCUACCCUUGGUCCUGAUCCAUCCGAAGCCAUCUCAUGUAGGGAAGACAUCCAUCAUCACCCGCUUCAUGUACAACAGCUUCGGCUGCGCCUGCCAGGCAACUGUUGGAAUUGACUUCUUGUCUAAGACCAUGUACUUGGAGGACCAAAUAGUUCAGCUGCAGCUAUGGGACACAGCUGGCCAGGAGCGCUUUCACAGCCUAAUUCCUAGCUACAUUCGUGAUUCAACUAUUGCAGUGGUUGUCUAUGACAUCACAAACAUCAAUUCUUUUAAGGAGACAGAUAAGUGGGUAGAACAUGUACGAGCAGAAAGAGGUGACGAUGUUGUCAUCAUGCUGGUGGGUAAUAAGAUUGAUUUGGAUAACAAAAGACAAGUCACUGCAGAAGAGGGUGAAGAAAAAUCCAGAAACCUCAAUGUGAUGUUUAUUGAGACCAGUGCCAAAACCGGUUACAACGUGAAAAAGCUGUUCCGGCGUGUGGCUUCUGCCUUUCUUUCUACAAGAACUUCACCUCCACCAAAAGAAGGGAGUAUCCUUUUUCCUAGCUUUGCUGGGAUAGAGAGUAUACAAGUAGAGAAGGUAAGUUUCCUUGCUGAGUUGAUGCCUGAGUGGUACUUAAGGGGAAAAUGGGACUAACUUUAGCCCAAAGUAGUUCCUUCAUUUGCCUUUAGGUGAGAGGGUUUGUAAGAUCAGAAUUCCUCUUCUACAUCUCCUAGAAGCUGACCUUGGGUGUUAAGAUUUGACUCCAGUCACCUCACUGUAUUAGCUUCCUUAACACACACUUCAGCGGUUGAAAUUGAACUGGAAUCCUUCGAAGAGUCAGGCAACAGAAGCUAUUGUUGACAGCUUAGGCUUUCUCUGCCUCAUUUGAUGGAUUUCUUACAUUUGGGCUUGCCAUACCAGUUCUCCUCCCCACCUCGUUUUAUGAUACAUGGCCACUUACUCUCUUCCAAUUCCUAGGCUUGGGGUAAAAACAGAACUCCUGAAAGUGCUAUCAUUUUUUCCUGACUGCAUCUCACAACUACUGGGUGGAAGCUUCUUGCAGCACCUGGGAGUUCUACCUUACCUUCUCCGACAGCUAAAAGACAUCUGUAGAGAAUACAGUUCUACAGCAGCUGACAUACUUCAAAGGCCAAUACAAUUCAUUCUCCACUGUUUGUUGUUGUUUACCUACACCCUCAAUAAAUGGUUCUU
Molecule: messenger RNA, 1840 nt
Organism: Pongo pygmaeus (Bornean orangutan)
Lineage: Eukaryota; Metazoa; Chordata; Mammalia; Primates; Hominidae
Product: arrestin-C-like
Exons: 13
Coding region: 32-1282 (416 amino acids)
Biological process (GO): G protein-coupled receptor internalization; visual perception; signal transduction
Molecular function (GO): GTPase activity; GTP binding; G protein-coupled receptor binding
Source: RefSeq, a predicted model, not a curated record